Messenger RNA from Schistosoma margrebowiei, 2943 nucleotides. The record is from the annotation of a GenBank genome assembly. NCBI's taxonomy places the organism in Eukaryota, Metazoa, Platyhelminthes, Trematoda, Strigeidida, Schistosomatidae.
AAUUUCGCGCUACUCGGAGGUGUCCUUGGAGUCCAAACUUCUAAUGUCUUCAGUUUCUUGAAGGAUUUCAUGUUUCUCUGUCAAAGAAUUUUGAAAUUUAAGGCGAAGUCAUGGUUGGUGAUCCAAAGAUAAGCAGUUGGUUUUGAAAGCUGUUCUUUUCCGGACAGAUUCUUUAAAUCUGUUAAAGAUUUCAUCACUAUCCUCUUAAACUAAAAGCGCUCACUCGUGUUUACUUUACUCAUGACUUGGCAUGAUGUUAUAACUGUGGGUACCAAAUACCUUCGAAGACUACAUAGACUGCCGGUCAUAUUGCUUAAACAACCCAGAUCAUUCUUGCUUCCAAGAUACUUUGUACCAUAUCCUCGUAUCUGUUCAAAUUUCGGACGAUUAACCAAAUAUAUUGGCAAUUAUUCACAAGCCAACUCACUGGUUAGAUCGGUAUAUAGAAGGAUUAUUAGUAGUAGUACUCAACAACGACCAAACUCAUUACUAAGAGUAUAUAGAGGUUUCGCUGGAUCCGUUCAAUUGAGGCAUUACGUGUCUAACAGACAUGAUUAUUCUUUUCACCCGAUCAACAAAAUUUGUAAACCAAAACAUGAAUCUUGGUUUUCAAGUAUCUUUGGCACCAACAAAUAUCAAAUAUUGCCUAAUUUGUGUACAAGUUCCGCGGACUCAAUAAACCCGAAAGAGUUUAUAGCGGCAGGAUGUAACAGUGCUGUAUGGGCAGCUGAAGUUCGUCAACAAUAUCCAAAUGAUAAUGAAUUCAUUGAUAAAUUAGCUGUGAAAGUACUGUAUAACUAUUACGCGAAUUCAUCUUAUGAUGAACAAGCUAAUUUACACAAUGAUUAUAAUUCAUUACAAAAUAUUCCUGACAAUUGGGUAUUAUUACAUCGUCAAAUUCAAAGAGAAUGUAAACUUCGUCCUCAAACUAAUCAUCCUAAUAUUGUCCCAUUAGUUGGACAUUUUAUUGAUCGUGCACCUCAAGUCAAUUCAGUAAAUGAUUCACAUGUUCACAAUGAUAAUUAUAAUGAAUCUAAUAAUGCUUUAUCUUCUGGUCAAGUUUCACAAUUUAACCAUAGAACUAUUCAAUCAAAAUGUUGGCCUGGUAUAGAAUACUUUUCAGAAGGCUUCGACAAUCGACCGUAUACAUUCUACAUGUUGAUGCCAAGAUUUGAAGCAACUUUGGAUGAUCUCUUACGAGGAAAUUUAAAAUAUAAGUUCGAACAAUCACCAGCUGAAAUAAAUCACGAAGGUAGUGUUGAAUCUAAGCAAAAUCAGAGUGAUAAUACUAAUCUUGCACAUAUUAGUCAAUAUCAAGAAACAAAUGUUUCUAAUACUUUCACACCAUCUUUUCAAUUACAUACUGAUUUACAUUACUUGUUUAAUUCAAGCCUAUUGAAUUCUGCAUAUAUUAAACAUGGUGAAAUGUGUCUUCCUGUAGAAGAGAUUGUAGCUAUAAUUGCUCAAUUAUUUGAAGCAGUUGCCGAACUUGAAGCGCAUGGUAUUGCUCAUAGAGAUAUCAAACCAAAUAAUAUACUUAUACGUCGACGUGUUCCAUUUUUUAAUACUAAUCAAACAUCUGAUAUAAACAAUGCUACUUAUAAUACUUUUGUUCAGUUCCAUCUAAAUUGGUUAAAUGACAAAAGAAUUCAAAUGACUAAUUCACAUUUUCAUGUUGCAUUAACUGAUUUCGGAUGUGCUAUUCGAACAGGACAUCAUUAUAUUAAUGAUAAUAAUAAUAAUAAUGAAGAAGAACAUCUUAAUCAUAGUGGAAACUUGGCAUUAUUAGCCCCAGAAAUAGCACAAAUCAUUUAUUCACUUAAAGAUCAUUCAAACAAUUUACACAAUAUUAUAACUAAUAAAGAUUAUAAACAUUCAGAUUUAUGGGCAAUUGCUACAUUAAUUUAUCCUUUGUUUGGAAUACCUAAUCCAUUUAUUGAUGGAACAUUUUCUUCAGUAAACUAUACCGAGGAUUCUUUGCCUGAACUUCCUCAUGAAGCACCAAAAAUAAUGACAUGGAUUUUACAUCAAUGUCUUAAACGUAAUCCAUCAGAAAGACCUAAUGCUGAUGAAAUUGCAGAUAUUUUGCAUACUUGGUGUCUUAUUAGACAUUUUCACAGUAGACAAGAAGUUGAUGUUUUUAAAGAUUUUUCGCAAUAUCCAAUAAAUUCUGCAACCAUAAAUGUUAGCAUUGCACGUCGUGGUGGUCGGUGUUCAGGCAUACGCAACACGUGGCCCAACCAUCUCAGUCGAUGAAGAUUCACAACAACGGUCCAGUUUAGAUCGACUUAUGAAUUCAACUAUUAAAAUUACUACAAUCUUCACAAAUCCCCAUUCUGAUAAUAUAAUUAAUGUUAAGUACAGAUGAAUAAGUAGAAAAUGCGGCGUUUUGAGGACUAUUCUACAUCCGAUCAUAUAUAGUUUUAUUGUGUAUUCAUUAAACAAUUGGUUAAUUAUAUUUUUUCUAUUACCUGAAUUAUUGAUUCUUUGACCGCAAAAUUUAAAAACUCAACAAAAUCCCAUAAAAUGCAAAGUAAUAAACUCACCAACCGUUUAUGUGAUCUCCUAAAUGUAUGUUGGGCAGGUGAUUGGUUAUCUGGAGCCGCUCGUCCUCCAAAUGGUAUACGCUCUCUGUUUUAUUCACGAGCUACUCCUGGGCGUCUGGCUCUUUGUUUAAAUAUUGUAUAUCAAUUGGAGUGUUUCGGUGUCCAACAUGUGUUGAAUUCCUCUCCUAACCACAAAUAUUAGUAGUCUGACAUUAAUUAAUUAAUUUUAAAAACCCAGAUCACUUAUUUUUUAUGCUUAUUUAUUCAUUACUUUCUUCAUAAUCUCUAAUUUUAUCAAUUUUCAUUUACGCUCAUCAUAUUUUACAGAUUGUUUACAUAUAGUGUCAUCCUUUCUUGUUCAUAAAAGUAUAUUGAAUAGUUCUGCCUUGUUCUGUCG